ACAUCAAUUUCUUUACAACUCUCCCGCCAGGAACAUUUGGAAAUAUCACUCAACUUCAACGUCUAUGGUUGAAUGUUAACAAUCUAGAAUCACUACCCAAGGACAUAUUUGCAAAUCUAGUCAAUCUGAUGUCGUUACGGCUGGAUCGCAAUUCUCUAACAUCCUUACCGCAGGGAAUCUUUGCCAAUCUACCCAAGCUUCAAGGACUUUGGCUCUACAAAAAUUCGCUAUCAUCGCUCCUAAGCGGAAUAUUUACAGGCCUAUCCAAUCUUCUGGUUUUGGAUCUCCGUGAUAAUCCGUUCACAUAUUUCGCUAUGGAUGUUUUUGACUUUUCAUCCCUACAACAACUGAGAGUAGAUGUCAGCAACCUUCCGUCACACAGUGAUGCUUGCCCACUGGUAAAACCUGAGCAGAAAGGCAUUAACGUAUCCCACAACAAUAGAGGCCUGCAAUAUGUUCAAACCUUUACUGCGUAUUGCAAGGGUGCUGCUGUGCGUUGCUAUGGCUACAAGGAUACCCGCACCAACUUCAUGUGCACUUGUCCCGAGGGCAAAGCAUUCAAUGGGGCCAACUGCGUUGCCGUGCAAGAGUGCACGACAUGUUUAACCUAUCCAACUUGCUCGGGAUCGAUAACUGAAUUCAAAUGCUGGUGUAAUACGUCGCAGUCAGCAGCUGAUAAUGGCACAGGAUGUUUACAAGCUCGGUUUCCAUGUCGAGAGAAUGACGUGUUCCUCCAUUCUGUGAUGCCCUCAUUGAGCUUGCCUGGAUACGUGCAGAUGUGCCAAGCACAAGGUACGUCAUGUACCUGUUUCGCCCAUUGUAUGUCAAGUAAAUACCUGUAGUAGAACAUGAGAUCUAGUCCAUAAUUGGCAUUGGUUCAGCACAAAC
This is a messenger RNA of Sycon ciliatum, 888 nucleotides long. Its product is annotated as leucine-rich repeat-containing G-protein coupled receptor 4-like. The transcript is spliced from 7 exons. Gene Ontology annotation, cellular component: extracellular matrix. NCBI's taxonomy places the organism in Eukaryota, Metazoa, Porifera, Calcarea, Leucosolenida, Sycettidae. The coding region runs from base 129 to 842 and encodes 237 amino acids. Gene Ontology annotation, molecular function: protein binding. The record is from RefSeq and is a predicted model, not a curated record.